GCGGCGUGUUGUUUCUUCUCUUCCCCCCAUGUUUCUCGUCCCGAGCGUGCAACCCUGUGCCAUCAUCAAUUCCAUUGUAACUUGCUUGAGGCAGGUGAAGCUGGCGGUUGUUGCGGGCGCUUGGCCCGUUGUUGAUUGCUAUCCGUUGUCAGUCCACAACCGACAGACCAUCAUCCAUCACCACCAUCACACAGAGACGCUUCCUCUCGUUCUCACACCCACGUCACUACCUAAUUCUCUCUCUUUCCCUCACCCUUGGCAUCGUGACUCCACGUACAGAUGACCGCAAAAGUCUUUUCUGCCCAAAUCUGCCCUGCCACAGCCCACAUCUGUAUCUGUCCUUCAUCUACUCUUUUCAUCCAACUUUGAUCUUCCACCAUCCGGAUAGACUCGCCGAAAGACACGUACCGGAUCGAUACCUCAACGGUCCAAGAGAGAAAAGUCUACGCUUCACAGCCCUCUUCUGUGGCCCCUUGGAUGUCAUGACCCCAUCAAACCUAGCGGGCCGCCUUCUCCAGAUCACCCUCGCCUGAGGAUCCACGUCUGGACAUAUCAACUGGCAUCCAGGUCCCAUCUCGCAAUCCGCAUUGCUGGCACCAAUAAUCCUCACCGGGAGGUAAACGACCAAACCGCCACCAACAAGCAGCAGCGAACAAGCUUCAGCUCAAUAAGCUCCCUCACCUCGAUCCAUUAUUUUCUCUCUCCCUACCUCCCUUUUGACACUACUCUACACCGCCUCCCAAUCCAAACCGAAUCGUCAACUUGUAUUCAGCUCGCAACGGUGCUACACUCAAUUGCCACUCGCUGAACAACUGGCUCCCUUCUCUUUGGGUCCAUUUACAUACUCCGUGUGUAACAUCACCACCCCUUCUUUGUUUGCACCACAACCCACGCAUCCCAAGUUGUUCUGCAACUACCCAUUCACCAACGCCCAUCGCAGAAAAGCAGCUGCCAAUCACUGCUCCUUCCUCCCCCAAAACGAGGCAGGCGGACUGUCGCUGUCCUGAAAUUCUUCUAUUGCCCUCCGAGCUUCCACCACUCUCCAGGAUCACUACUCUGGGUGACGAGGCAGAAACACCGACCGAACCCCAAAUAAUAAGACCAAGGCAUCACCAUGCCGCGGAAUCCUUCUCCGCUGAGGCGGCCACGGGCGCCUACUAUCACGCUGGAUACUUCAGCCGUGAACGACCAAGAAGACGACCAACACCAACACCAAAUCACAUCGUCACCGUCUUCCUCAGACCACGGCGACGAAAUCAAUAAUACGUUAUCAGUGCCCACGAGGAAGUCACGGUCCCAGUCUUGGGAUUCGAACAACACCACACUAGCAAAGUCGAAAACAAACGAAGGCACUGACAAGAACGCUGCACACCUUUCGGGCUCUCCCAAAGGCUAUGGCGCAAACCCGGACGAAGCCCUGGCACCAAACCCAGGCGAAGAGGCGUCUUUCCAUGUUGACAACAACCCGUUUGCCUACACACCUGGCCAGGUUUCCAAGCUCAUUAACCCAAAGAGUCUAGAUGCCUUCGUGGCCGUUGGAGGUCUUGUUGGCUUGGAGAAGGGUCUACGGACAGACAGGCGCGCCGGUCUGAGUCUCGACGAAUCCCGGCUUGACGGCAGCAUCAGCUUCGAGGAGGCCGUCGCUGCGGGAAAGAAGCUCCCGUCGUCCUCAGACGCUGUGCCAACGGAUGCGCUUCAACAGGAUGCCGCCCACCACGGCGAUGGUGCCGGCAAAGGCUUCGACGACCGGAAGAGGGUAUUUGGGCAAAACAUUUUGCCAGAGAGGAAAUCGCUGUCACUGUUGCAACUCGCAUGGAUUGCGAUGAAGGACAAGGUUUUGAUUCUUCUGAGUGUGGCCGCCGUCAUUUCUCUGGCAUUGGGAUUGUACCAAACUUUUGGAGCAACUCAUCACGGAGAUGACACGGCCAAGCUCGAGUGGGUUGAAGGUGUUGCCAUUAUCGUCGCCAUCACGAUUGUCGUGGUUGUCGGUUCGCUCAAUGAUUGGCAAAAGGAGCGGCAAUUCCGGAAGCUCAACCAGAAGAAGGAGGACCGCAUCGUCAAGGUGAUUCGAUCCGGAAAGCCCGCCAACCUCUCGGUUCACGACAUUCUUGUUGGAGACGUCAUGCUUUUGGAGCAGGGUGACAUCAUACCUGUGGAUGGUAUUUUCAUCGAUGGGCACAACGUCAGCUGCGAUGAAUCGUCUGCAACUGGAGAGUCUGAUCUGAUCAAGAAAGUACCAGCAGACGCCGUCAUGAAGGCACUGCAUGAGGAGGAAGUGAACCCCAAGAAGCUUGAUCCUUUCAUUAUCUCUGGAGCGAGAGUUCUGGAUGGCGUUGGAACGUUUUUGGUCACCGCUGUCGGUCAGAACUCAAGCCAUGGCAAGACCAUGAUGUCCCUCCGCGACGAUCCUGGAAUGACUCCUCUACAGCUCAAGCUGAAUAUUCUUGCGGGUUACAUUGCGAAGCUCGGUAGUGGUGCCGGUCUCCUCCUUCUGGGUGUCUUGACGAUCGAAUUCCUGGCUCAUCUUCCUAAUAAUAGAGACUCUCCCGAGGAGAAGGGCCAACGCUUCCUGCAGAUUCUCAUUACAUCUAUCACUAUUAUCGUCGUUGCAGUGCCUGAGGGUUUACCCCUGGCCGUCACUCUCGCCCUUGCCUACGCUACCAAGCGGAUGACCAAGGAGAACAACCUCGUCCGUCACCUGCAAUCCUGCGAAACAAUGGGUAAUGCCACUGUCAUUUGCUCUGACAAGACUGGUACCCUGACGGAGAAUGUCAUGACUGUCGUCGCCGGCACUUUGGGUACGGGCAACUUCCGCUUCGUUGCCUCUGACGAUCAAUCAACCGAGACCGGCCAGGAGGAUGGGGAGUCGGACGUACAUGUUACUGGAGAUGACAAGAAGUCCCAAGCUUCAACCGAAGUCCCCAUGUCCAAGCUUUCAUCCGCAAUCGACGCGGAUUUCAGAGAUCUUGUUAAGCAGUCCGUUGCGAUGAACACGACUGCUUUCGAAACGGAGGAGAACGGAAAGCAGGUAUUUGUAGGCACGAAAACCGAGACCGCCCUGCUCGAUUGGGCUCGCCGAUGCUUUGCCCUUCAGCAAAUUGCCAUCGAACGCGAGAACUGCCCCGUUCAGCAGCUCUUCCCCUUCAACUCGAAGCGAAAGGCCAUGGGUGCCGUUGUGCGCCUCCCGAACAACAAGUUCCGUUUCUUCAUCAAGGGCGCCCCUGAGAUCCUUUUGGGACAAUGCACCAGCGCCGUAUCAGACCCCACGAAGUCUCCUACGACUGCCUCAAUGGCAUCGGAUCAGCAAGAGCACAUCCGUCAAAUCAUUACCGACUACGCCCGUCGCUCCCUCCGCACGAUUGCCCUUGGCUACCGCGAUUUUGAGCAGUGGCCUCCCGAGAACGCCCGCAAGGAGGAAGGCUCCCAGAACAUCGAGUUCUCCAGCAUCUUUAAGAACCUGACGUGGCUCGGUGUUGUAGGUAUCCAGGAUCCUGUCCGUGCUGGCGUUCCAAAGGCCGUGGAGGACUGUCGCACCGCCUCUGUGUCGGUCAAGAUGGUCACCGGUGACAAUGUCGAGACAGCGAGAGCUAUUGCGAAAGAUUGCGGUAUUCUUACGGAGAAGGGUAAGGUUAUGGAGGGAAUCGAGUUCCGCCGCAUGGACGACCGUGAGCGUGUCAACAUUGUUCGGGAUCUCUGUGUAUUGGCACGAUCCAGCCCCGAGGACAAGAGAAUCCUGGUCAAGGCUUUGCGAAGUUUGGGCGAGGUUGUUGCCGUCACUGGCGACGGCACGAACGAUGCGCCUGCGCUGAAGUCUGCGGAUGUUGGUUUCUCCAUGGGCAUCACCGGAACUGAAGUCGCCAAGGAAGCCUCCGAUAUUAUUUUGAUGGACGAUAACUUCUCGUCAAUCGUCAAGGCCAUGGCUUGGGGCCGCGCCAUUAACGACGCUGUCAAGAAGUUCCUGCAGUUUCAGAUCACAGUCAACAUCACUGCUGUCGUCCUCACAUUUGUCACCGCCGUAGGCAGCGAAACCCAAGAGCCCGUCCUGAACGCCGUCCAGCUUCUCUGGGUUAACCUUAUCAUGGAUACCUUCGCCGCCCUCGCCCUCGCUACCGAUCCUCCCACCGAGAGCAUGCUCCACCGCAAGCCCGAGGCCAAGACCGCCGCGUUGAUCAACACGCCCAUGUGGAAGAUGAUUAUCGGCCAGUCCAUCUACCAACUUAUCGUCACCCUAAUCCUCCACUUUGUCGGUCCCAGCUUCCUCAACUAUCCCACUGGCCAGCAAAAGACGCUCGUCUUCAACGUCUUCGUCUUUAUGCAAAUCUUCAAGCUCAUCAACUCCAGACGUAUCGACAACAAUCUCAACAUUUUUGAGGGCAUCACCAAGAACAAGCUCUUCGCGCUCAUGAUGUCCAUCAUGGCCGGCGGCCAGGUCCUCAUCGUGUUCGUCGGCGGCGCCGCGUUCAAGGUUGAGAAGCUCAAUGGACCGCAAUGGGGCAUCUCCAUCGUCCUCGGCAUCAUCUCCAUCCCCGUCGGUGUCCUCAUCCGCCUCUUCCCCGACUCGUGGUUCGUUGCCAUCGUCAGCCCUCUUGCGUGGGCGUGGUCCAAGAUCCCCAAGUGGAAGCGCAAGAAGAAGACGGACGAGGAGGACAGCGAGCACCUAGGCGCCGGCGGCGUCAAGGAUGCCCUGCUCGAGAUCAGAGACGAUCUCGCCUUCCUCAAGCGCAUCAAGGGAGGAAGAAUCAGCCAGAUCAGCGAAGUUAUCAUGAAGCCUCGCGAGUACCGCGAGAGAACACGCAGCCGGAGCGGGUCCAGAUCGUCGAGCAGACAUAGUGCGUCGCCGAUGAAGGCCGCCCUGGGCAUGCCCGGUAUCUUGGCGGCUAGUGUUGGAGGCUUGUCACCUGUUGAGCGACCGGUGUCACACGACAGCCGGAACACGGAUGGAGAACGCGAUCAGGAGCAGAGUCGCAAAGAAUGAAAGGUUGGAAAGGAAGCCAAGGUAGGUCCUCGCUACCAGGACCUUCCGCGGUGAGCCUCUCAAUAUGCAUUGGGUGCCCCUCGGGAUCAGGGACAUCCAACCCUGUUUGUCUAUCUGAGCGUGUGUUGGCUUUUUCUUUUCUUUUGCCCUUCAAUGUUACGAAUGACCCGACCCGAUCGAGAUCCGACCUGUACUCUUGCCCUUAUUUUCCUUGGACCGAUCGAGAGAUACGACAUAUCCACACCCUGUACGAUAAAAUCCACCAUCAAAACCAAAAGAUAUACACACGCCUGAUAGACCCGACGAUCGUGUACGGUGCGAGACCGAGAGAGAGAUC
Messenger RNA from Colletotrichum scovillei, 5312 nucleotides. Its product is annotated as calcium-translocating P-type ATPase. Lineage: Eukaryota; Fungi; Ascomycota; Sordariomycetes; Glomerellales; Glomerellaceae. Gene Ontology annotation, molecular function: ATP binding; ATP hydrolysis activity; P-type calcium transporter activity. The record is from RefSeq and is a predicted model, not a curated record. The transcript is spliced from 3 exons. Gene Ontology annotation, cellular component: intracellular membrane-bounded organelle; membrane. Bases 1115 to 4975 code for a protein of 1286 amino acids. Gene Ontology annotation, biological process: intracellular calcium ion homeostasis; calcium ion transmembrane transport.